Molecule: messenger RNA, 4284 nt
Organism: Carassius auratus (goldfish)
Lineage: Eukaryota; Metazoa; Chordata; Actinopteri; Cypriniformes; Cyprinidae
Product: serine/threonine-protein kinase MARK1-like
Exons: 18
Coding region: 335-2677 (780 amino acids)
Biological process (GO): intracellular signal transduction; protein phosphorylation
Cellular component (GO): cytoplasm
Molecular function (GO): ATP binding; protein serine/threonine kinase activity
Source: RefSeq, a predicted model, not a curated record
CCCCCCUCUGUGUGUGUUUCUAUCAGGGUGGAUCAAUGCAGGAGCCUGGGCUCCACGCACACGCACGCACGCACACACACGCACGCACGCGCUCGUCCUGUCCGCGCAUCCGCAGCGUCGCGUCGCGUCCGCUGUGUGUCUAUCUCCCCCGCGGCUGAAGCGGGCCGCUCCUGGAUGUGUGCAUGUUAUAGCCCGGAAAGCCUCCGCUGCGUCGUAGGUUGAAGGCCCGGAGACAUGCCGGUGUGACGGUCAUCGGAUAUCCGUGUCCUCUCUCUCGGCUGUGCUGUACCGAGCGCCGGGGCUGAAGCGGGCGCGAGCGGCCUGUGAACACAAGAUGUCGACCCGAACACCGUUGCCCACCGUCAACGAGCGCGACGCCGAGAAUCACACGUCUGUGGAGGGAUACACGGACACACCAGCAGCUCCCUCCAAAUCAGCGAGUCGUCAGAGUCUCCCGCGCUGCCGCAGCUCCGUGGCGUCCCUCACUGACGAACUGCCUCACGUCGGCAACUACAGACUCCUCAAAACCAUCGGCAAAGGCAACUUUGCUAAAGUCAAACUCGCCCGCCAUGUUUUAACAGGAAGAGAGGUCGCGGUGAAGAUCAUCGAUAAAACACAGCUCAACCCCACAAGCCUCCAAAAGCUCUUUCGUGAAGUGAGGAUCAUGAAAGUGUUAAAUCAUCCUAAUAUAGUUAAGUUAUUUGAAGUGAUUGAAACAGAGAAGACGCUUUAUUUAAUAAUGGAGUAUGCAAGUGGAGGUGAAGUGUUUGACUACUUAGUCGCUCAUGGGAGGAUGAAGGAAAAGGAAGCCAGAGCAAAGUUUCGGCAGAUCGUGUCUGCAGUGCAGUACUGCCAUCAGAAGAGAAUAGUCCACAGGGAUCUGAAGGCUGAAAACUUGCUGCUAGACGCAGACAUGAAUAUAAAGAUAGCAGACUUCGGCUUCAGUAAUGAGUUCAUCAUCGGGAGUAAGCUGGACACGUUCUGUGGCAGUCCUCCGUACGCAGCUCCCGAACUCUUCCAGGGGAAGAAGUACGACGGGCCGGAGGUGGACGUCUGGAGUCUGGGGGUCAUCCUCUACACCCUCGUCAGCGGCUCACUUCCCUUUGACGGACAGAAUUUGAAGGAGCUGCGAGAGAGAGUUUUGCGAGGGAAAUAUCGUAUACCGUUCUACAUGUCCACAGACUGUGAAAACCUUCUGAAGAAGCUGUUGGUGCUUAAUCCAGGCAAACGUGGAAGUCUAGAUCAAAUCAUGAAGGACCGCUGGAUGAAUGUAGGUCAUGAUGAAGAGGAGCUGAAGCCGUAUACUGAACCCGAGGCUGACAUCAGCGACACAAAACGGAUAGAGCUGAUGAUCACUAUGGGUUUCCCUAAAGAUGAGAUCACAGAGGCAUUAGUAGGGCAGAAAUAUGAUGAGGUCAUGGCCACGUAUCUUCUGCUGGGCAGGAAACCUCCAGAGUUUGAAGGAAGCGAUUCACUGUCCACCCAAAACCUGUGUCAAAGGUCACGACCCAGCAGUGACCUGAACAACAGCUCUGCACAGUCACCCGCACACUCCAAAGUCCAGCGCAGUAUCUCAGGCACGCAGAAACAGCGCCGAUUCAGCGACCACGUGGCACCGUCCAUACCUCCGGCCGUCUCUCACACCAAGCGCUCUCAGGCCAACAGCGUGGAGGGAGAGAAGAAGGAGGAGGGGAAGCUGCCCUCCUCCAGCUCUAAAGAAAGCACAGCCGCCUCUCCUCUGGUGGCCCAGGAACGCAGGAAGUCCUCCACAGCUUCAGGGAACAGCGCUGCUGGUGGAGUGACGAGGAGAAAUACGUACGUGUGUGAGAGAUCCAGCACAGACCGGUACUCAGCCGUACCCAACGGCAAAGACAGCAGUUUGACGGAGAUGUCCACGUCUGCGAGUGCAUCUUCCUCCGUGUCUCCAGGAGCGUCCUCCGCGCUGGCAUCCACUCGGCCACGUCAUGUAAAGUCCAUGUCCGCCUCAGGACACCCCAGCAAGUCCCCGCUGCCGCCCAUCGAGGACAACGCUGAAUUCAAGGGGGCUCCGUCCACGUCUCCGUCAGCUCACAGUAUCAGCAGCAUGACUCCGGAUCGGACACGCUUUCCUCGGGGCACCUCCAGCCGCAGCACCUUCCACGGGGCGCAGCUCAGAGACCGCCGCAGCGCCACAUACAACGGCCCUCCGGCGUCGCCCUCGCUGUCCCACGACACGGGCGCUCUCGCCCAGGCGCGCAGGGGAACCUCGUCCGGAUUCAUCAGCAAGCUCACCUCCAAACUUGUGCGGAGGGUACCCAGUGAAGGAGAGGCCCGCGGUCGGGCGUACAGUUUGAGGAGCGGAUCUGGAGAACCCAAGGAGGAAGGCCGUGACUCGAAGCCCAGAUCGCUGCGCUUCACCUGGAGCAUGAAGACCACCUCGUCCAUGGAGCCGGGGGACAUGAUGAGAGAGAUCCGCAAGGUGCUGGACGCCAACAACUGCGACUACGAGCAGCGCGAGCGCUUCUUGCUCUUCUGCGUGCACGGGGACGCGCGACAGGACAGUCUCGUCCAGUGGGAGAUGGAGGUGUGCAAACUGCCCCGCCUGUCGCUCAACGGCGUGCGCUUCAAACGCAUAUCCGGGACAUCCAUCGCCUUCAAGAACAUCGCUUCCAAAAUUGCCAAUGAGCUCAAGCUGUAAGCAAAGGGUUCGAAAAAAUGCAAAUCUAUAGGGAACACUAAAAAAAAAAGGAAUCUCGCCAGGAAGUUUUUGAGUUACUGCUUCUGUAAGCUACUGCUGUAAUGUGUAGUGGAGAAAACAUAUGAAUGCAAAAAGCUGAAAAGAGAAAAAAACGCCCUUAGCCUGAUCUUCAUGACAUCUCGCAUAUACGCCUGGUUAAAACAACCAAUCUUGCAAUAAUAUCGAAACCCGUUCAGGGUCGGCAGGACAGAGAUCUGUCAAAUGAAUUAUCGUAACAGACUUAAACCAACUUUUUCCACAUGUACAGUUAAGAUAUAGAAUGUUUUUGUUGUAUUGAAUUAAUGAUAGAGUUGUAUAAUACAAGACUUUCAGCCUACAUAUGUGGAGGUGUUGUAUAGUCACUAUUGAGCUCUGUACAGAAUAAUUAUGUUCAAUGUGUCAUACUUGUUUAGUUGCUUUCUUUCCCCGUUUUCUUUUUUUAUUAUUAUUUUAUUUUAGAUUUUGGCACCACUCAGUUUUAACAGUUCUUUUAUAACUUCUCAGUGUUUGUUUUUAAAGGGACAGUUGAUCCAACAAUGGAAGUUCUAUUAUUUUCUCACCCUCAUGUGCUCACAAAACCCGCAUGUUGUUAUUUUUCAUGGAAGUAGAACAUUUUGCAAAAUUAUGCAACUUUUUCUGUGGUGAACGUGACUAUUAAUCUCCAAAAAUGAGAAAACACCACAAUAAUAUUCCACACAAUGCAAUAGCCAUAUGUUACGCUUUUUGUAACCAUCCAAAAUGUAAGUUGUUAAUCAUUGAAAAUGUGCAGUCUUUAAUAAAUAACAGCAUGCAUGGAAUGGCAAGAGAGCAGGUCAGUAAUGGCAGAACUUUCAUUUUGGGUGAAUCAUCCUUUUAAUUCAGAGUGAGAAUUAGAUGUGAUCCUAAGAUCAGAAUUAAAGAGCAAGUGUUUUGUUUUGUAGAGAAGGUAGUGAUUUUCCCAGUGCAGAUGGUUUGGUACAAAUCCGCUAAAAAUUAGUAAACAAACCGUGAAAGAAUCCUUUUUUUUUUUUUUUUAUUGGUUUUGUUAUAAGUGAUGAUGAUGAUGAUGAUGAUGAUGGACUACAACCACUCGUAUUGGUACUUUCUACUAGUUCUUUUGUACUGAAGUAUCGAAGGUUACAUGUGCAAUGCUGUCUAUGUUGUAUUACUGUAAUGCUGAUUAAAGAGGUUGUGACUGCACACUUUUAAAGGCAAGAUGAGCUCAAGUUUAAGUAGUUUGAGAAAAAAGAUUAGUGACUAAAAAUAUUAAAGGGUAAAGCUGUGAUUAAAGCUCAGAGAGGCAUUGAAUGUUUGAAUGUCAACUGUGAUGUUCUAUUUUGUGAAGGUACAUUUCCAGGAUUUCCUUUGGUUUUUUUGUUUUGUUUUGUUUUUAUGGCUAUAUGGAUGAAACCGUUUUGAUGGGAAGCAAGCUGAAGGCUGAGGAUCUCCAAAAAUGCAAUUAAACUCCAACACAUUUCAUCCCAUUAUUCUCUGGACAUAGUACUGUACAUUUCUGUGGAAAAAUCCCUCGGGCCACUGUGGUUCAGUCCCACUGGAGCACAUUAAAGCUUACUUGAAAUGAGUCUUUG